Messenger RNA from Juglans microcarpa x Juglans regia, 2262 nucleotides. RefSeq names its product molybdopterin biosynthesis protein CNX1. Gene Ontology annotation, cellular component: cytosol; cytoplasm. Lineage: Eukaryota; Viridiplantae; Streptophyta; Magnoliopsida; Fagales; Juglandaceae. The record is from RefSeq and is a predicted model, not a curated record. Gene Ontology annotation, biological process: Mo-molybdopterin cofactor biosynthetic process; molybdenum incorporation into molybdenum-molybdopterin complex. The transcript has 14 exons. Gene Ontology annotation, molecular function: molybdopterin molybdotransferase activity. The coding region runs from base 151 to 2157 and encodes 668 amino acids.
AUCCCCACAGGUUGAGCGACCAUAUCUAUACAUCUAUCAUCUACUGCAAGACGUCUCUGCAACGCUUUUCCAUACCGGCCGGUAAACACUGUCAGCUGCGAACCCAGCGCCACUGCGACGACUGAUUGAAGUUUUGGGGUGAGAAUCAGAAUGGACACUCACAAUGUUAGCAAUGGUAGAACCCAAGCGUUGAUGAUUUCAGCAGAUGAGGCUCUCCAAACAAUACUGAGCGUGGCUCAGCGUCUGCAAUCUGUCAAUGUUCCACUAUAUGAUGCUCUUGGCAAGGUCUUGGCUGAGGAUAUUCAUGCUCCUGACCCUUUGCCCCCAUACCGAGCUUCUGUUAAGGAUGGUUAUGCUGUAAUUGCUUCAGAUGGGCCCGGUGAAUAUCCUGUUAUUGCUGAAGCAAGAGCUGGGAACGAUGGAGUUGGAGUGACUUUGACUUCUGGAGCAGUUGCAUAUGUAACAACUGGAGGUCCAAUACCUGAUGGUGCUGAUGCAGUUGUUCAAGUUGAGGACACCGAGGGAAUUGAAAACACCUUAGGUGAAUCAAAGCGAGUCAAAAUAUUGGUACAAACUAGCAAAGGUGUUGAUAUUCGUCCAGUGGGAUGUGACAUUGAGAAAGAUGCUGUAGUAUUAAAGUCUGGAGAAAGAGUUGGUGCUGCAGAAAUUGGCUUACUUGCUACCAUGGGUGUGAUGAUGGUGAAGGUAUAUCCUACGCCAAAGAUUGGCGUGCUUUCUACAGGUGAUGAACUAUCAGAGCCAACUACCAAGCUUCUAGGCCGUGGCCAGAUUAGGGACUCUAACCGUGCUAUGAUACUAGCAGCAGCUGCACAGCAGGAGUGCAAAGUUGUUGACCUUGGUAUUGCUAGAGAUGAUGAAGAAGAACUUGAGAGGAUCUUGGAUACUGCUUUAUAUUCUGGGAUUAAUAUUCUUUUGACUUCUGGAGGGGUUUCGAUGGGAGAUAAGGAUUUUGUCAAGCCAUUGCUUGCAAGCAGAGGGGCGGUGUAUUUUAGCAAGGUUUUUAUGAAACCGGGAAAGCCUUUGACAUUUGCCGUGAUCAAUUUAAAAUCAGUUGAAAGUACAAGGCAGAACAAAAUUCUUGCAUUUGGAUUGCCAGGAAAUCCAGUGAGCUGUUUAGUCACUUUCCAUCUUUUUGUGGUCCCGACCAUUCGUCAUCUUGCUGGAUGGGCAAACCCACAUCUUUUCAGAGUGCAGGCUCGUCUUCACCAUCCCAUAAAAACAGAUCCCGUUCGACCAGAAUUCCAUCAUGCCAUUAUUAGGUGGGAGGCCAAUGAUGGGUCAGGCAAUCCUGGUUUUGUAGCAGAGAGCACUGGUCAUCAGCAGAGCAGCAGACUAUUAAAUAUGAAGUCAGCCAAUGCUUUGUUGGAAUUGCCGGCAACAGGCAGUGUCAUAUCUACUGGGACUGCUGUUUCAGCCAUCAUCAUUUCUGACUUAAGCAGUACUGCCAUUUUCAGUAGUUCACUAUUGUCAGAUUCGACUUUGGCUUUCAAGGGAAGUGCAUCGAAAGAAAUAACUGCAGAUGACUCUCAGGGUGCUGAGAUCAGAGUAGCUGUUCUUACAGUGAGUGAUACUGUUGCAUUAGGUGCUGGGCCUGAUCGAAGUGGUCCCAGGGCAGUUUCUGUUGUAAAUUCUUCGUCAGAAAGGUUAGGAGGAGCAAGGGUAGUCGCAACGGCUGUAGUCCCAGAUGAUGUGAGCAAAAUUAAGGAUGUUCUAUUGAGAUGGAGUGACAUCGACAAAAUGGAUCUGAUUCUUACCCUUGGUGGCACUGGCUUCACCCCAAGAGAUGUAACCCCUGAAGCAACAAAAGGGUUGCUGGAGAAAGAGACACCUGGUCUUCUGCAUGUAAUGAUGCAAGAGAGCUUAAAGGUGACACCAUUUGGUAUGCUUUCACGCUCUGCAGCUGGAAUACGGCGUUCAUCAUUGAUCAUUAACAUGCCUGGGAACCCAAAUGCUGUUGCUGAAUGCAUGGCGGCUUUGUUGCCUGCCCUUAAGCACGCUUUAAAGCAGAUAAAGGGGGACAAGAGAGAGAAGCAUCCCAGUCAUGUCCCUCAUGCACAAGCUGCACCUGUUGAUUUGUGGGAGACCAGUUAUAAGUUGGCCUCUGGAGGAGGCAAAGAACAUGAUUGUUCUUGUUGAAAUUGUAAUUUGUAAGUAUUGUGAAGGAGCAGAAAGCACCUGGUGGUGCUGGUCUGUGAAACACGGAAUAAUAAGAAAUGACCUACCUACAAAAUCCGAGUCAUU